Molecule: messenger RNA, 1302 nt
Organism: Leptosia nina
Lineage: Eukaryota; Metazoa; Arthropoda; Insecta; Lepidoptera; Pieridae
Source: the annotation of a GenBank genome assembly
AUGUCUUCAAUGGAAGAAAUAGAAGAUGAAGCAAAAGCAGCUGCAGAGAAAAUGGUUAUGAAUAUGAUGCAAAGACCAGGUCAGUUGGAAAAAGUGGAACAAUACAAAAAGAGAAUAACACACAAGAAAGCUUCUAUAGAAGCGCAACUAAAGUCAGCUGUUCAAGGUAAACUAGAUGGAGUCAGAGUUGGGCUACAACAAUUACAAGAAUGUCUGGAUGAUAUACAACAAAUUAGUUUAAAAAUGGAUGAACUAGAAGAUCUUUUAAAAGGAGUACCGCCACUUGUAGCAACUUUACAGGCAGUUAGAGAGGAAGACUGUCGACACUCGCAAUAUGUUACAGCUAUGGACAGCCUAAAACACAUAUUUACUGUACCAGAAAGUGUAGCAAAGACUAAGCAAUGGAUUGGUGAAGGAAAGUUGCUUCACGCUCAUCAGUGUCUCAGCGACUUAGAAAACUCAAGAGAUGAUUUACUUUAUGAGUUGCACAGAUUACCAAACCAGUCUUCGCAUGACAAAAUAAUGUUAAAAGCAUAUUUUGAUGAUGUUCAGGCUGUUUCAGAAUUAUUAGAGAAACAAAUAAAACUAAUACUAGCUAGAACAUUGAACACGGUUCGGAAGGAGCCUACAGUUAUUGUUACUGCUUUAAGAAUAAUUGAAAGAGAAGAGAAAAGGGACCAAAUGGCAAUACAGCAGCAAGAUCAAUCUGGCUUUAUGCCACCAGGGCGACCAAAGAGUUGGCGACAAAUGGCAUUUAAGGUGUUAAAAUCUGCGGUUAACGAACGUAUCGAAGGCACUCGUGUAGACGAACGAGAAGAUGAUAAACUAUGGCUCAUCCGUUACUUGGAGUUAACACGACAACUUAUAUUAGAGGAUUUACGAGUGGUGAAAACACUCUGCGUACCCUGCUUCCCCCCGCAUUAUGAUAUAGUUAACAAAUACGUUGACAUGUAUCACAGUUGUUUAUCUGCAAGUCUACAAGAUGUUGUUCAAAAUGGUUUGGAGGGAAACGAAUAUGUAACUCUGCUGUCGUGGAUACUCAAUACCUACCCUGGUUCUGAAUUGAUGGGUAGCCCAGAAUUGAAUAUUGAUGUUUCAACACUAAAACCACUGCUUGCCAAUGACAUCAUGCAGAAAUUACAAGAUGAUUAUUUGCAGAAAAUGGAAUUAAACUACCGUGAAUGGAUGGACAAGACAUUGGAGUCUGAGCGAGCGGAAUGGGGGGGGCGAUCGCUCCCCCCGACGUCGAACCACACACUUCGGCCUUCCACACACACGCCCCCGUCAUCAUAUUUCAAAUGA